AAUAUGGAAGAGAGGUUGGUGGAGGCUUUAAUAGGGCUUGGGAUCACAUGUGAUUACGCAUUGCAUUCCUUGUUGCACAUGUUGAUGGCCUCAGGGACCGGUACUUGGACGAAAUCAGCAUUGUAAAAGCUUUGGAUCCACAUAAAAUACCUAAGACUCGAGCACCGAUGACUACUUGCUGUCGCUGCAGUUCUGCAUAAUUGACAUUUUCAGAUAUCGUGUUUGUGGUGUGAGCAGAUGUGAUCAUCAGGAAGAGAGGUAAAUGUUUCAUUUGCUGAUUUUUCUAGUAAAACAAUCAAAAUUGUCAAUCCAUAGAAGAAGUGUAAAGCAAGGCAGCUUUAUUUAUGUAACACAUUUCAAGCACACGGGCAAUUCAGUGUGCUUUAUAAUUAGCAGAAGUUAUGUUGUUUCAGUGCGCCUGCAUUAGCCUACUGGUAUGUGUGUGUGUGUAGCCCAUGUUUGGUGUGUCGCUGUUGAAGGAAAAAAACGAUGUAUAAAAAAUGUACAUCUGUAACUUACCAGAAUUAAAAUGCAGAGAAUAAACUCUCACACAAACACUCUGGAUGGUGAUGUUUGGUCACCUGACAGCUGCGAUCCGACUUGUAAGAUAUUUGGCCUCUGUGGAUUUGCCACAAGGUAACCCGUUUCCCACGUUUUCCCCUGGCAAUCAUUGCGCUGUUGCACCUCACAACACAGCAACGAUUUACCGUGGUUAAAUAAUAAACAAUCAAAUGAAUAAUAGAUUAAAUAAUGCUGCAAGACCAAGACUGAGUGUUUUGCUGUCUGAAGUAACGAGCAACAAGUUAGGACUCUGAGGCUGCCAACAUAGCGGCUGUGUCGGUGAUGACGAUACGAUUCCAAGCCGGUUGUGGCAGUUGCGUUGCAUGUGUUAAUGACCAUCAUGGCCGUCUGGGUAAGGGUUAGCUUAAUUCCAUCUACCUGUCAAUGAUCAACCUUAUCCAGGUUAGAGUCCACUUUCUGUUCAGUGUUGAUGUGUAUUCAUCUCCGGUUCCGAUUUUGGCCCUGGACAAGGGAACGUCACAGGAUUCUGGAAUUUGCAGCACUGGAAUAUAGCUUUAAUUAACCUAUUUCCGUUUCAGAGUGUUCUGAAUCCUUUGGAGGGGAUUGUUGGUGGUCUGGCCUUUUUGCAAUAACCCGUUAAGAACCGUCAUCAGAGGGAUGGGGUUUUUUUUAUGACUGUUUUUCUUCUGUUUUCAUGCAGCAACAGUCAAAGAGAGGAGGAGAAUGAAAGUUCAUGCCCCACCUCCGCCACAGGUCCCUCAACCUGCCCCACGUAAUUUAUUCAGAAACUCUGCACCUGAUGGGGGAGGGGCAUCAGCCAUUGAUGCCAAGGAGAACCUACUAAAGCCCACUGUAGACGUCCUCUUAACCCUACCACAUGGGUAUCAGACGUCUGUCACAGAAGAUGGGAGUAAAGCUCUGAUGGACUUGCUCGUCGAGGUGUGCAGUCGCCACCAGCUGAACCCAUCUCUGCACACCCUGGAGCUUCUUUCACCAGAAGGUCACUCCUUGGGAUUCAAGCCCAACGCACUGCUUGGCUCCCUCAACGUGGCCUGUGUGCUCAUCAAGGAGAAAGUUGCAGAGGAGAAAGCGCCGCGUAGACCAGCGCCCAAGGUGCCAGAGAAAACAGUGCGUUUGAUGGUCAAUUACCACGGCAACCAGAAGGCUGUAGUACGGGUCAACCCAUUGGUUCCUCUCCAGACGUUGACACCAGUCAUCUGUGAAAAGUGUGAUUUUGACCCUGAACACGUCCUGCUCCUUAAAGACGGCGUCAGUCGUCAUGAGUUAAAGCUGGACAAGUCUCUGACGGAGCUGGGCAUCAAGGAGCUCUACGCGCACGACAAGAGUCUAGUUUUCCAGCUUAAAAUGGCUUCUGCUCCUGCUCUUAACUACUCAGACUCCGUUUGUUCCAGUACUACCAGUUUGGGUAGACCUCAAAAGAAAGGCUUUUUAAAUAUCUUCCAGUUCAGCAGAAGGAAGUCCAAGACAGAAACAAGAUCUAUGAGCAUGGAUGACUUUGAUGAUGAUAAAAUUCAAAAUACAGACUCAAAAUACAAUGGUCUGUCCACAUCAUCGGGGGUCCCAAACAUGGGGGUUCAGCCUGGCUGUCUGGGCCAAUCCCAGUCUGUCACUGAUAUUCCCAGGAUGUCAUCUGCAGCAGAGACCAAAAAGAGAAGGGCCCCAGCACCACCCGGUGCUCCGACACCCAGCCUGGGACAAACCAGCCUAACGAACGAUCAGGUUGGAUUGGAAAUCCAAAGGAAAAGAAAGGCUCCAGCUCCUCCUCUAACUCCAACCUCCUUCGCCCAGGACUCUGAUGAAAUUUCAGCACCUGCUGUUCUAACUCUUGAUCACCACACUUCUGAAAUUCCCACCCCAGCUUGCCGCAACAAAGUGGCACAGUCAACCACGGUCUCCGAAGUCACAGUUGACAUACAAACUGUAAAGCCAUCUCCUCGCAAAAGAACAGCACAACCUCCACCCGUGUGUGAUGCUGCUCCGACCCCCCGUUCUCCAUCCCCGAGCAGCAGCACCACAGACAGCCUGGCUGCGCAGGACUCCAGCUCGGAGUUCAGUCGCAGCCUCGGUGACUCGGAUGUUGACCUUGAGCAGGCUGGUUCUUUCUGCAGCACCAGCAGCACAGCAAGCAGCUCUGUGCAGGUCCAGACCACCACUAAAGACUCUAGCAGCUCACCUGGUCAAGAUGUUAACCCAGACAGCAGUUCCGGGUCAGACACAGGGUCGGCAUUGAACCUGAAGCUGGAUGAAGUGGAGAACAACCGACACAGUGGAAUGGCUUGGCUGCAUUCCUCCAGAAGCUCAUCCUCCAGUGUCCAAAGACAACAACCCUUCGCACCGGAGGCUGAGACUCUGUCUUUGGACAGCAGUGGUGUUUGCAGCAUCCUUCCUGACCAGGGCUCCCCACCAUCUGAAGGGAUGGCAGAGGGUGAAGAUUCUGGUAUUGUUAGUUCUCCAUCUGAUACCCAGCCAGCCUCCCCAGACGAGAGUCUAUCAGUGGAUGGAAGAACUGAGGACAUAGGAAAGAAACUCCUGGAACCACAAAUGGACACUUGGAGUGACAGUGAUGAGGGUUGUGCCACCUGGAGACCAAAACAAAGGCAUGACACAAACCCUCAGGAGCAAUCAGUCAACGGCUCUGAAGAUGACUCAGAGCUCACAGCUCAGCUCCAUCAGACUUUGGCUGAUUUGGAAGCAGACCUUGCAGACCAUGCAGAUGUUUCAGCUAGCGAUACCUCCUAUACCGAAUCCCCUGACAGUAAUGAUGUACCCGUGUCCUUAGUGGACAUGUACGUGCCAGUCACUGCCAUAGAUGAGGUACUAGAAGACUAUGAAUGUAAUGAUGAGUAUGAAGUGAAACCGCAUACAAAGACUAGUUCAACUGGUAGCAAAGAAGCUGGCUUUAGACACGAUUCUGAUGUGGUGCCACAGAACCAAAACAACAAUGCUUAUACAGCUGCUGCCAGUUGUAGAAAAAGUGGUAAAAAUGAUAAGAAAUCUGAGCAGGGCGUUGAGUCACAAGAGAGCCAACUUACAGAUGGGAAAAAGGAGGAGAUGACGCAAAAGAAGAACAUUGCUGAUACUAAUAUGGCCAAAGACGAUAAAAAUACUAUGGUAGUGAAGUCUGACCCUGACAUCCAAAAGAAGAGUGAGACAGUGGAGAUCAACCCUGAACAUGUGAAAAUGACCCGUCAGAAAUCUCAGCAGCAGGAAACUAAUCUUUCUUCAGGGAUUCAGAGAUCACUGCUUGCAGAAAACAAUAAAGAGAUACAGAGAGCCUCCCAAACCAGCUCCAGUUUUAGCUCUUCACACGGUAAAAUCACUCCCAAUGUCACAUCGCGUUUUGGUUUGAAAACAUUCACAGUGGUCCCUCCCAAACCCUCCGUCAUACAUCUGACACAGCCAGCUGUCACCCUGAGUAACGGUGCCAUAAAGAUAGACGAUCAAGGAAAUAUGGUGACAGCAGGGUUCUCUCACAAUAAAGUCAGCAGGUCAUCCGAUUCCGAAAGUAACAAGGGUGGCCCUCAUUGUGAGAAAGCUCAAUUGUUUUGGAGUUCUAAUGAAAAACAAGAAAAUGUCAUAACUCAAAGGAAAGGGCUGAUUGAAAAGGCUGAAGACAGCACUGGUGGCUUAGAAACCAAAUCAAGGACCAGCAACACAGAGCAAACACUACACAGUUCCUUCUCUGAACCUGUGAAGAUAGUCCAGCCAAAAGUGGUGGUGAAAGGAAAAACUGAAGAGCAUGUGAAAGACAUCACAGCUGCAAACAAGACAUGGGCUGAGACGGAGAGCAAGAGUUCAGUGUCCAACAGUGUUCAGGUGCCAAGUAAACCCGUCCUUCCCCCUCUUCCACCUUCAGACUUGAAAAAGCAGCUGAACCUCCUUAAACCAUCUAGGCGAACAUCAAGCCAAUAUGUGGCUUCAGCUAUUGCUAAAUACACCUCUGAUAAACCUACCAGCAUCUCUAAAGUCUCUGAGUGUUCAGAAUCAUUGAAGUCACAGACUGGUGCUGGCUUCCAGAGAUCAGGACCAACUGUCCAAGUGACUCCACUCUCAUCCUCCCAUCCAUCUUUGUCAAAUAAUACCUCUGCACACAUCUUUCAUGGUAGCAAGAGGCCUGUUAGCCCUUCUAAGUGUGUGUCACCGAGUCAGAGAGGUUUGGGAGAAGUGAACUUGAACAAGGAUGGUGUUCAAAGCUGUGCUAUGUUCAAAGAAAGUUCCAAUGUGUUGUACACAGAAAUGGCCAAGAAUAAUCACAGUCAAUACAAUGGAUCCGUCCAAAAAAGUGAGAUUGUCAACAAUAAAGAUUAUAUCAAACAUGUUCAACACAGAAGUUCAAGUCCACCAAAAAGCAGCACUCCGCAGCCAUCCUCCCAACCACUGAACUCCACUAAGAUCACAUCCCAAAAACAAAUAAAUGGCACAACGGAUACAACUCAAGAUAACCUGAAGUCCUCUACCCCAGUAUCAAACAGUUAUGUGGCUCCCGGGCCUGGGCCUGUGACUGUGUUUGGACCCAUCAAAAAAUUCAGACCAGUCAUUUGUAGAUCUGUUGAGAAAGAGACCUCUCUGCACAGUAGCCUGAUGGAGGCGAUCCAAACAGGUGGAGGCAGGGACAGACUGAAGAAGAUCUCCUCCGGACCUUGCAACCAGGACAAAGUGACUUAUGUUGAUGAGGAAAAUGAAAGAUCUGCUCUUCUAGCUGCCAUAAGAGCCCAGAACAUCAGCAGGCUAAAGAAGACAAAUUCAGAAGCUGCCACUGAGCUCGAGCAGUUCAGGACGGUAACCUCUGAUGAAGGGCAAUGUGUAAGAUCUUCUCCAUCACCACCUCCUCUGACGUGCUCUUCUCCUGGCUUCACUUCGCCACCUUCUCCACCACCUCCUCCCAUCUUGCCUCAGAGUAAACCCAACUCUGUGUUUCAAAUAAAAGCUAAAAGCUCCACGGACCCCGCCCUAGCUAGGGAAGCUAUGCUGGAGGCUAUUCGCUCUGGAGCUGGUGCGGGGAAGCUGAAAAAGGUCUCUGUGCCCCGAAAGACUGUCCAAGUGAACGGCAGACUGGGAACGAUUCAGGCAUCCUCAUCAACGGUCCCUCAGCAGUAAGAAGGAGCAUCCACGUCACAGAAACAUUCUUGUUUUUGUUUUUUACAGCACUCUUAAAAGCCUUAUAAUAAAUUAGGCUGAGUCAGUUUUUAGUUUUUGUACCUAAGCUGUUAGAAGCCUUAUGUUUAAAUGAAUGAACAGCGGGUAUGAUUAUAAUUAUUAUCCACACUAAUGCUUUUCUUCUUUUUAACACUGCUUAUGCUGAUUGUCUUUGUUAGUUUGUCUGUUAGAAGCCAAGCUUUUCUAAUCUACAGACGAUGUCACAGGAGAAUGUUGUUAGAUUACUUUCACCCACAAAACUGUUUCUUUUUACUUUUUGAAAAUAAUUGUAAACAAAUUUAUGGGAAAAAAAUGCAAUAUUCUUGAAUAUUUCUUGCCAUGUGUACUCAAACCCAGCAGUUGUAAGCAGAAUUUAAGAAGAAUGGGAAACGGUGCCAAUAGAAUGAAACUUAAUGGUACAGAAGCCUUUUUUAUUCUUGCCUUUACCACGACCUACGGGUGCCUUGCUCUGGUUUCCAGUCAGUGUUAUGCAUUUAUGUUUGCUACAUGGAGUCUAGAGUGCAAUGACAAAACCAAAUUCCAAAUUUAAAGUAUUAGAUUUUUUAGCCAAUGACGGUUACAUUUUUACAGCAGCUAGAUUCACUGGUAAUGCUUCAUUAAGAUCGUUUCAUGCAGGAACUGAUGCAUUAUCACCAUGGUUCCAGCUUGUUUGUGCCUGUUAGCUGAUCUAAUGUUUAGGCUUCUAACUUCAAUUUGUUCUGCUGCUAAAAUACUAACUAUUGUCAAUAAUAGUUCAUCUUUCACAAAAAAAAAAGUUUAUUUUGGUGUUCUGCUGUUUUAAGCACUUUUGAUUUACAUAUGUGAUAGAGGCCACCAUUUAAGAUUUUCUUUUUAUAUUAAGUCAGUAAUAAUAUUAUGGAAAUGUAUAUUAUAGAAAAUGAAUGAGCAGUAAUAUGGAAGAUUUUAUGUUUCUCUAAUUUAAGCAUUUGCAUUUUUUCCUUCUCCUUUAGUCAAAAUGAUCUUGUGGAGGAGCUAAGGGAGACCUGAUGUUGCCAUUAAAUGGCACUCAGUGGCUGUUAAUGAAGAAUAAUGGGCUGAAUCACCUUUAGAAUGAACUUUGAGCAUUUGCAUUCAGGUAUAAAAGUUUGCUGCUGUUAUUAAAGGGGUUUAAGUUUAUAUAGAGGUUUUUUUUCUCCUAAAGGUAACACUGCAUAUUGGUUUCCUCCAGCCUACAGCACAAUAUUGCAUUUUAUUUAAUCUUUUGUAAAAAUUAGACUUGAUUUAUAUCGCCAGUAGAGUGAGCAUUUUAUAAACUAUUGCCUUUGUUUCCUUUUUGGAGAGUUGCUCAGUUAAAUUUGUUUACCUUUCUUUUUUGAUCCAAUAAAUAAUUUUGUAAUCAAGCAAAAAAACUG
Molecule: messenger RNA, 7052 nt
Organism: Nothobranchius furzeri (turquoise killifish)
Lineage: Eukaryota; Metazoa; Chordata; Actinopteri; Cyprinodontiformes; Nothobranchiidae
Source: RefSeq, a predicted model, not a curated record